Penicillium roqueforti is the source of this 252-nucleotide messenger RNA. RefSeq lists its product as uncharacterized. The record is from RefSeq and is a predicted model, not a curated record. The transcript is spliced from 3 exons. Bases 1 to 252 code for a protein of 83 amino acids. NCBI's taxonomy places the organism in Eukaryota, Fungi, Ascomycota, Eurotiomycetes, Eurotiales, Aspergillaceae.
AUGUUCUAUUUUCAUAUUUCAAACCUUAUCACCGUGCUCCAUAUAGUCCGGACUAUCAAGGACGUCAAGCGUAUCGCCACGCUGCAUGGUACAUACGAAACCCACGCCAGCCCCCCUUGUGCUCCACCCACGCUUACUCGUCCCGAAGCCAGCGCUACUGAAAUGGAGAACCCACGGGCGGUUUGCGCCAAUCGCCCGGGGUUGUCGUGUACCAAGACUUUCUCCUUUUCUCCCAUUUCCCUUCUCGUCUGA